Anopheles nili is the source of this 3489-nucleotide messenger RNA. It is a transcript of the gene Eb1, whose product is annotated as microtubule-associated protein RP/EB family member 1. Gene Ontology annotation, molecular function: microtubule plus-end binding. Bases 145 to 972 code for a protein of 275 amino acids. Gene Ontology annotation, cellular component: microtubule organizing center; spindle midzone; microtubule plus-end. The record is from RefSeq and is a predicted model, not a curated record. Gene Ontology annotation, biological process: spindle assembly; protein localization to microtubule plus-end; regulation of microtubule polymerization or depolymerization. The transcript is spliced from 6 exons. Lineage: Eukaryota; Metazoa; Arthropoda; Insecta; Diptera; Culicidae.
UGUGGAACGAAGCACGCGAAGUAGCUGAACGAAAAAGUGUUGCAUCGAAAUAAUCGACUGCUGGUGUUGGCUGAUUCACGGAUUAAACUCUCGAGGUACCGGUGGAAAGUUCAUUACUAGAACCGCAUGCAAUAAUUGAUAAGCAUGGCUGUCAACGUAUAUUCGACUAACGUCACGACAGACAACCUUUCCCGACAUGAUAUGCUAUCAUGGGUUAACGAUUGUCUGCGAUCGCAGUUCACCAAGAUUGAAGAAUUGUGCACUGGAGCCGCAUACUGCCAGUACAUGGAUAUGCUGUUUCCCGGCUCCGUACCAAUGAAGCGUGUCAAAUUUCGAACCAACCUAGAGCAUGAAUACAUUCAAAACUUCAAAAUCUUGCAGGCUGCCUUCAAGAAGAUGAAUGUCGAUAAGAUUAUUCCAAUCGAUAAACUAAUUAAGGGUCGCUUCCAAGAUAACUUUGAGUUUUUGCAAUGGUUCAAGAAAUUCUUCGAUGCAAACUAUGACGGUAGAGAGUAUGAUGCUUUGUUAGCGCGAGAUAACCUACCGAUGGGUUUGGGUUCCGGUGCGGGUGCACCAAAAGGUAACGGCGUAUCGGCCGUUGCUCCUCCACGCAAAAUGACAAUUGCCACCGCUGCACCUCGUGAUAGAAUCAAACCGAUGUCCAAAGUUGCACCCACUCGACAGAUGGUGCAGAGCCCGCCUGGCCGGAUUGGCGGUGGUGUGAUCGUAAACACGAGCAAAUCGUCCUCUCAAAAUAGCGUGACGAAUCAACAGAUUGAGGAACUGUCCGCGCAGAUGUCUGAUAUGCGAUUAAACUUCGAAGGGCUGGAAAAGGAACGAGACUUCUAUUUCAGCAAGCUUAGAGACAUUGAAAUUCUCUGCCAAGAUGAUGAGCAAAGUCAGAGUCCGUUUGUUCAGAAAAUUUUAGAAAUUCUAUACGCGACAGAGUUUACCGACGCUAUUUCAUUCUAACCAGGAUGGGUUUGCGCCCCCAGAUGAAGUACCACCAGAGGAGGAAGAAUACUAAGCUGCGAAUUCGUGUGUUGUUGCUGUCUGUCCUAUUUGCAUUGUUGCCGACGGUGAGGUAAUAUUGAUGGCAUACGCCAACCCAUCUGUGCUGGUUUAUCGUUUGAAUAAAGCGAGAACUAGAACGACAGGAAGAUCGAACAAAUUGAACGGAUUCAAAAGCAAUGCAUGCAUCUCAAUGAACAAACAAACCAUUAUGUGAAAAACAGAAAUGUCAUAAACGAUGCUGGUGCAUGCGGAUUUUUGUGAACGAAAAGGAUUUCUAUAUUAGCUUCACAAGGGACUUUAUCAAGAUAAAUUAUUAACCUUAUCCAUCUACGCCCUAUGUGCGCGCGUUUUGGGAGCAAAUCAGAAGCCGAAAGUUUGAUAAAUUUUAAAGAUCGAAUCGCUACUGCACCAUGACUGUUGGUAUUGGAAGUGCUAAAGUAACCAGGAGGACAACAUAACUAAAAAGAGUGCGUGGGGAGUUCUAAAAUGAGAUUAAAACCAUGUACGUUAUUCAAUCAUUCACUUUUCCUUACUUAACCUUAGUUUCCCUAUCGCGUGCACGACGUAUAUUUUUUGUAUCGUAUGUUUAAAAAUAUGUAUCAUUAAAAUUGUUAAAAUCUAUUAAAAUUUAAACCAGCGUAACAACCAUAAAAAAUGUGCACUGAUUUGGGGAUCAGAUUCAGUCUUCAAGCAAUGAAGAAAUUUUACAUUUGAUCGAUGGCGAGAUUUCAAACAUCAUCUCGUAUUAAACAGGAAACUACGUCCAAAUGUUAACCAAUUCGAAAUCCAGAUUCGGUGAUAAAAUGUUUAUCUUUUAUAUUUUGAUCGUUUUUUUUUUUGAGAGUAUUGAAUAAGGUUUGCGUAGUCUCUGAUCAAAAACUGUAUUAAUUUUGCCAAAAUUGUAUGAUUCAAACCAGUGGUAUUUGAAACGAAACGGACAGUACUAUGGAUGGAAUAUGUUAUAUAUUCCUUUCAUUAUUUUGUCAUUGGUUCAGUCUUUUACUCCCAUCACUGCAUAUUUGCUUUAAACAUGGGUCUCUAUUUUGCAUGAAAUGUUUAUUGAAGCAUAUCAAAUGAAAAUGAUCGAUUCGUGUUUAUGUUUGUACAAUCCUUUGAUAAAGCGUCCAUUCUGUGUGCUGCUUUUCCCUGCAUUUAAAGAGCGUUAGAAUGCAAUAGAAUGGAAUGAUAAAGAAAAAUGAAUGCAUAGAGUGCGAAAAACAUUUCUACUAUUUCAUAGGUAAAUUAGCUCAAAAGCUCCUGUUACACAGCUGGCAAAGAACAAAAAAUGAAAUUAAGCCAGCUGAUAAGUAAUGCAAAGCAUGUAAAUGAGGAUUCGUUGAAGAACGUAUAUGGUUGAUGUACGGCGAUGGUAUUAUUCUAAGGGCGCCGGCUGAUGAACAAAUUGUUGCAGCUUUAAAGCGACCGUUAUUGCCCAUCAUCUUCGUAAUGAACGAGCAGUAUAAUUUAUUUGUAUGAAAGGUCUCUCGUACAUUAUUUUACACCUGUGUUCUUUUGUAAUAUCUUAUUAAUAGCAAAAAAAGUCAACAAUAGUCAAACCAUAGCAGCAUAGAAAAAAAUGCAUUUAAGACUCACACGGUAAUGAUUUCUUUCAGUUUGUUCCCAACGCUCCGUAUAAAACAUCGCAAAUUAAGGUUGUUACUCAAAUCUGUUUUUAGGUUCUUCUCCUUUCUACACCUAACAUUCUUUGAUUGUAACUCGUGCGGCAUUUUUCUUUUCCUUUUUGUUUUAAAUCAAAAAUAGUAAAAGCUAAACCUAUUUUGCAUGUUUCAUUAUCUUUCCAAUUACAAACGAUGACAUUUUAUCGAUAUAAUAUCUCAAAGUAAACCCAUGCAGACAGAGGAUGCUAUUUUUCAUCUUUACAUACGCUAGGGCACGUAUACAGAGGGCAGAGAAAAGAUUCAUAUUGAUUGCCAAAUUAGUUGAAUUGACUAGCAAAAAGUUUAUGUCUGAAGGUGGUUUUCAUCACGACUACAUCAAACACCGACGAAGGAUCAAUUCAGAUAUUGAUAGUGAUACCCGCAGGCCAUGGUAUGAAAGUAAUCAGAGCACGAAUAAUUGGCAAUAAAUUAUACCAACGCUUUAAAAAACUUACGCCAACAACCAACAGUAAAUUGACAAGCAAAGAGAAUUAAAACGGUAAGAGUACGUCUAUAUUAUUUUAUUGACUAAACUUCUCUUUCGCGAAAAUUUCUUUUCCGACGUAACAUCAGAGUAGAAGAAUCUAUCACGCUGGCAGAAACAAGAAGUAAAAAAUGCGACGUGUUAUUUUCCCGAGGUUUUCUGGACUUCCUCACACUUGUGCGUUCCAUCGCAAAAUGGGCGACGUUUGGUUUGUUUGCAAUUGCACAACCAAUAGGUACCGGUUUUCUCAACUUGAAAACGCACCGGUCUGAAAUAGAUAUAUGGCAUAAGUAAGUUUUAAAUAAAUUUGUACUGUUGUACCAUGGCAUCAUA